Mycotypha africana is the source of this 3160-nucleotide messenger RNA. RefSeq names its product SERCA-type calcium-translocating P-type ATPase. Gene Ontology annotation, cellular component: membrane. Gene Ontology annotation, molecular function: ATP binding; P-type calcium transporter activity; ATP hydrolysis activity. NCBI's taxonomy places the organism in Eukaryota, Fungi, Mucoromycota, Mucoromycetes, Mucorales, Mycotyphaceae. Gene Ontology annotation, biological process: intracellular calcium ion homeostasis; calcium ion transmembrane transport. The transcript is spliced from 3 exons. The coding region runs from base 84 to 3077 and encodes 997 amino acids. The record is from RefSeq and is a predicted model, not a curated record.
UCACUGGAGAGCAAGUUUCUAUCCUUUUCUUCCUUAAUUAACUAUCAUAUUCUAGAAUUAUAUUAAUUCACUUUGCCUCUUCCAUGGACAACGCCUUUGUGAAAAGUCCAGAAGAAGUCUGUCAGCACUUCAAUGUGGAUAGAACGAAAGGCUUAAAUGCUAAGCAAGUAAAAGAACAUCAAGCGAAAUACGGAAAAAAUGAAUUACCUGUAGAAGAAUCGACACCAUUGUACAAGUUAAUUCUCGAACAGUUCCAAGAUCAGCUAGUUUUAAUCUUACUUGGCGCUGCCAUCAUCUCAUUCAUUCUUGCGAUCUUUGAAGAUCAGGAAACCAGUACUGCUUUUGUUGAGCCAAUCGUCAUUCUCAUUAUUCUCAUCGCUAAUGCUACUGUUGGCGUACUUCAAGAAACUAGCGCUGAAAAGGCCAUCGAUGCCUUACGAGAAUACUCCCCUGACGAAGCUAAAGUGAUCCGUGACGACGGUACAGUACGCAAAGUACGUGCUGAAGAAUUAGUCCCUGGAGAUAUCAUUGACCUAGCUGUUGGCGAUAAGAUUCCCGCCGAUGCUCGUGUUCUUUCCAUUUCCUCCAGCGUAUUUCGUGUCGAUCAAGCUCUAUUGACUGGUGAAUCUGUCAGCGUCGAAAAACAAGUUGAAGCCAUCCAUGACGAAAAAGCCGUGAAGCAAGAUCAAUGCAAUAUGUUGUUUUCGGGCACCACCUGUGUUUUGGGUAAAGCUAGAGCGAUCGUCGUCAAUAUUGGCGCUUCUACGGCCAUUGGUGACAUCCACAAGUCCAUCUCUUCUCAGAUUUCAGAAAAGACACCCUUAAAACGCAAACUGGAUGAUUUUGGCGAUAUGCUGGCGAAGGUGAUCACAGUUAUUUGUAUCUUGGUUUGGUUAAUCAACAUUCAGAAUUUCAAUGAUCCUUCACACAAGGGAUGGUUAGGAGGUGCAGUUUAUUAUUUUAAGAUUGCUGUUGCUUUGGCCGUAGCUGCUAUUCCUGAAGGUUUAGCUGCUGUCAUUACUGCUUGUCUUGCAUUGGGUACUAAGAAGAUGGCAAAACGUGGUGCUAUUGUCCGUAGUUUACCUAGCGUAGAAACAUUAGGAUGUACCAGUGUCAUUUGUUCUGACAAAACAGGUACAUUGACGACCAAUCAAAUGUGCGUCUCUCGUGUUGCCGUGGUAUCUAGCGUAGAUGGUACAGUUGAUGAUUUGACAGUUGAUGGUACUAGCUAUGAACCCAUUGGCGAUGCUCGAACGAUGAAUGAUAAUGCCAUCGUGACUCCUACAGAAGGCUCUAUUUUGCAUGAUGUGUCUCUUGUCUGUUCUCUUUGCAACGAUGCUCGCAUUGUCUAUGACGCGUCUUCUGAUAGCUAUUCCAACAUUGGUGAGCCUACGGAAGCAGCUCUUCAAGUUCUGGUUGAAAAGCUACGUACACCUGAUCAACAAUACAAUCAGCAUCUUGAUGGGUUUUCCAAAAGUGAACGCUGUACAGCCUGUAACGACUUCUACGGUCAACAACUCAAACGUACAGCUACACUUGAAUUUACACGUGAUCGUAAAUCGAUGUCUGUCAUCGUCAACAACAAUACUUUACUGGUUAAGGGCGCCCCUGAGUCCAUCAUGGAUCGCUGUUCUUUUGUCCGCUUAAGUGGAUUAGAAGCGCCUGUUCCCAUGACCGAUGCUAUCCGUGAAGGCCUGAAUAAAAAGGUACUUGAAUAUGGGCAAGGUAUGGCCCUUCGUUGUAUUGGUCUUGCCAAGGUUGAACAUAUCAACCCAGAACAAUUUGAUUUACGUGAUCAAUCCAAGUUUGGUUUGUAUGAAAGCAAUAUGACUUUCAUCGGUCUGGUUGGUAUGAUGGACCCUCCUCGUCCUGAGGUUGCUGACUCCAUUGCGGAAUGUAAGACGGCUGGUAUUCGUGUCAUUGUCAUUACCGGUGACAAUAAGAAUACGGCCGAAGCUAUUUGCCGACAAAUUGGUGUGUUUGAUGCUGAUGAAGAUUUGACAGGCAAAAGUUAUACAGGACGGGAAUUUGACAGUCUAUCAGAAGAAGAAAAAAUGCUCGCUAUUCAACGUGCCAAUUUGUUCACACGUACUGAACCUGGUCAUAAGCAACAAUUGGUUAAUUUGUUAAAAAGGAACGGCGAAAUUGUUGCCAUGACAGGUGACGGUGUGAACGAUGCACCGGCUUUGAAGCAGGCUGAUAUUGGUAUUGCCAUGGGUACAGGUACCGAUGUCGCGAAAUUGGCGGCUGACAUGGUUUUGGCUGACGAUAAUUUUGCUACCAUUGAAAAGGCGGUUGAGGAAGGACGUAGUAUUUACAACAAUACGAAGCAAUUUAUUCGCUACUUGAUUUCUUCGAAUAUUGGUGAAGUGGUUUCUAUUUUCUUGACUGUGCUUUUGGGUUUACCCGAAGCCUUGAUUCCUGUACAAUUGCUCUGGGUCAAUUUGGUAACUGAUGGGCUUCCUGCCACCGCACUUGGCUUUAACCCCCCCGACCAUGACAUUAUGCGUAGACCCCCACGAAGUUCGAAGGAACCUCUCGUUGGUAAAUGGUUAUUCUUUAGAUAUAUGGUAAUUGGUACUUAUGUUGGAAUGGCUACUGUAUUCGGUUAUGUUUGGUGGUUUAUGUUUUACUCAAAUGGACCCAAGAUUUCUUGGUAUCAACUUUCUCACUUCCAUCAUUGCACAAAAUUGUUCCCUGAAAUCGGCUGCGAUAUGUUCAAUAACGAAUUGUCUAUGAAAGCAACAACCAUGAGUCUAUCCAUUUUAGUUGUCAUUGAAAUGUUUAACGCUAUGAACAGCUUAAGUGAAAAUGAAUCCUUAUUAACCUUGCCUUUGUGGAGCAAUCCCUACCUUGUGCUAUCAAUCGCUUUGUCCAUGGUCCUUCAUUUUAUGAUCUUAUAUGUUCCUUUCUUUACGAAAUUAUUUGCUAUUGUACCCCUCAACAAAGAAGAAUGGAUUGCUGUUUUAUGGAUUUCUUUCCCUGUUAUCGUUAUAGACGAAGUACUUAAAUUUAUUACACGUAACUGGGUUGAGCCACCUACUACCACAGUCUCCAGGAAAAUCAAAACCCUUUAGAUAAUGUAUAUACAUCAAUAAAAUUUAAUUAUUUUUGAAUACCACCGCAAUUUUCAAUGAUGAAGUUAAAUUCUAUCCGCGGG